This is a messenger RNA of Camelus dromedarius (Arabian camel), 3450 nucleotides long. RefSeq names its product N-deacetylase and N-sulfotransferase 3. Lineage: Eukaryota; Metazoa; Chordata; Mammalia; Artiodactyla; Camelidae. The transcript is spliced from 13 exons. The record is from RefSeq and is a predicted model, not a curated record. Bases 207 to 2870 code for a protein of 887 amino acids. Gene Ontology annotation, cellular component: Golgi apparatus. Gene Ontology annotation, molecular function: deacetylase activity; heparan sulfate N-sulfotransferase activity.
UGCCCCUGGGACCAGUUAACAGGAUGAAAACUCGCUCAUUUUAAUGCUGCAGACUGAAUGUUUGAUUUUCUAUUCUAUUCUACUUUUCAGACUAUAUUUUCUGUGAGUCCUGAUCCAGUGACACAAAUGUGCUGCAAUGGUGACAUAAACUAUUGACUGAGACUGGAAGUAUCCAAAACACCACCUUUUCUUCUUUCAUUUUGUUUAUGGUGCUUCUGUUGGAACGGCCUGAGCAAAGUAUAUACAACAUGAGUUUUAUCCUGAAGCUGCACAGACACUUUCAAAGGACGGUUCUUCUGCUUGCCACAUUCUGUAUGGUGAGCAUUAUUAUUUCUGCGUACUACCUGUACAGUGGCUACAAGCAGGAAAGUGAGCUGUCUGAGAUGGCUGCAGAAGUAGACUGCGGGGACUUCCAGCACUUACCAUAUAGGCUAAUGGAAGUGAAGACAGGGAAGCUCUCGGAUGCCUCGAGGACAGACCCCACUGUGCUGGUGUUUGUGGAAAGCCAGUACUCGUCACUUGGUCAAGACAUCAUUAUGAUUCUAGAAUCCAGUCGAUUCCAGUAUCACAUUGAAAUUGCUCCCGGAAAAGGGGAUCUCCCAGCACUUAUAGAAAAAACUAGAGGCAAAUAUAUUCUCAUUAUUUACGAGAAUAUUUUAAAGUAUAUAAAUAUGGACUCUUGGAAUCGAAGCCUUUUGGAUAAAUACUGUGCCGAAUAUGGGGUAGGCGUCAUUGGAUUCCACAAAACCAGUGAGAAGAGCCUACAGAGCUUUCAGCUGAAAGGUUUCCCUUUUUCUCUCUAUGGAAACCUUGCUGUGAAAGGCUGUUGUAUUAAUCCUCAUUCUCCGUUGCUUCAUGUGACCAAAUCUUCUAAGCUUGAAAAAGGUUCUUUACCGGGAAGUGACUGGACAGUUUUCCAGGUUAAUCACUCAGCCUACCAACCAGUAAUAUUUGCCAAAGUAAAGACCCCAGAAAACCUUUCUCCUCCCAUCUCUAAAGGUGCUUUUUAUGCCACCGUUGUACAUGACCUGGGGCUCCAUGAUGGAAUUCAAAGAGUUCUUUUUGGCAACAACUUGAACUUUUGGCUGCACAAGCUCAUCUUCAUAGAUGCUGUUUCCUUCUUGUCAGGGAAGAGGCUGACAUUGUCCUUGGACAGGUACAUACUUGUGGAUAUUGAUGAUAUCUUUGUGGGAAAGGAAGGUACAAGAAUGAACACCAAUGACGUGAAGGCCCUGCUUGAUACUCAGAAUCUUUUGCGUGCACAAAUCACAAAUUUUACGUUCAACCUGGGAUUUUCAGGGAAAUUUUACCAUACAGGAACUGAAGAGGAAGAUGAAGGGGAUGACCAUCUGUUGGGAUCUGUGGAUGAGUUCUGGUGGUUUCCACACAUGUGGAGCCACAUGCAGCCCCACCUCUUCCAUAAUGAGUCAUCUUUGGUGGAGCAGAUGAUUCUCAACAAAAAAUUCGCCUUAGAGCACGGCAUUCCUACUGACAUGGGUUACGCAGUGGCCCCUCACCAUUCAGGUGUCUACCCUGUGCAUGUUCAGCUAUACGAGGCCUGGAAGAAGGUUUGGAAUAUUAGAAUCACCAGCACUGAAGAAUAUCCACACCUGAAACCAGCCAGAUACCGGAGGGGCUUCAUCCACAAAAACAUUAUGGUUCUUCCAAGACAAACCUGUGGGCUUUUCACUCACACAAUUUUCUACAAAGAAUAUCCAGGAGGUCCAAAAGAGCUGGAUAAGAGUAUCCAAGGAGGUGAACUUUUCUUCACUGUGGUCCUCAACCCAAUCAGCAUUUUCAUGACCCAUUUGUCCAACUAUGGAAAUGACCGACUGGGAUUGUAUACCUUUGUGAAUCUGGCCAACUUCGUGCAGAGCUGGACCAACUUGCGACUUCAGACUCUGCCUCCAGUGCAGCUGGCUCACAAAUAUUUUGAGCUCUUUCCUGAUCAAAAAGACCCUCUCUGGCAGAAUCCCUGUGAUGACAAACGCCACAGAGACAUUUGGUCUAAAGAAAAAACCUGCGAUCGCUUACCAAAAUUCUUGGUAAUAGGACCCCAGAAAACUGGAACCACUGCUUUGUAUUUGUUCCUGGUUAUGCAUCCUUCCAUCCUUAGUAACUCCCCCAGCCCAAAAACCUUUGAGGAGGUACAGUUCUUUAAUAGAAAUAACUACCACAGGGGGAUUGAUUGGUAUAUGGAUUUCUUCCCUGUCCCAUCUAAUGUUACUACUGACUUUCUGUUCGAGAAGAGUGCCAAUUACUUCCACUCAGAGGAAGCUCCUAAAAGAGCAGCUUCUCUGGUCCCCAAAGCCAAGAUCAUCACCAUUCUCAUUGACCCAUCAGACCGAGCAUAUUCCUGGUACCAGCAUCAGCGAUCACAUGAAGACCCCGCAGCUCUGAAGUUCAGCUUCUACGAAGUGAUCUCAGCCGGGCCCCGUGCACCCUCCGAGCUUAGAGCCUUGCAGAAGAGAUGCUUGGUCCCAGGGUGGUAUGCCAGCCACAUCGAGAGAUGGCUUGUUUAUUUCCCUCCCUUUCAGUUGCUAAUUAUCGAUGGACAACAGCUAAGAACAGAUCCUGCUACUGUGAUGGAUGAAGUCCAGAAGUUUCUAGGCGUUUCUCCUCAUUAUAAUUACUCAGAAGCUUUAACGUUUGAUUCUCAUAAAGGUUUCUGGUGUCAGUUACUGGAAGAAGGUAAAACAAAAUGCCUUGGAAAGAGCAAAGGAAGAAAAUACCCUCCAAUGGAUCCUGAUAGCAGAGCAUUUCUGUCCAGCUACUAUCGUGAUCACAACGUGGAACUCUCCAAGCUGCUGUACAAACUGGGGCAUCCUCUGCCGGCCUGGCUGAGACAGGAGCUGCAGAAAGUGAGAUAGCACUGAGAGGAAACUUCUCGAGACUCGGCCCUCAUUGUAAUGCUCACCUCUCCCAAAGCUUCCAGAAGCUACCAAAAGGCUGUGUAAAAAAAUAUACCUCUUCAAAUGAGAAAAAACAAAAAAAAAAGAACAAAGUUCCUUCCAUGUGCUGGCACUUGGAUGAUUAGAAACAAAAAAGAGAAAGUUACAAGCCUUGAGGCCCAGGUCCUUUCUCUUAACUGGUGUCUGAGCCUGUGGGAUUAUUACAGACUACUGUGCACUCAUGUGGAAAUCAAUAGCAACCAGUAUAAAUAUCAAACACAGAUGCAGAACUGUUCCAUUUCGUAGUAAUAUUUACACUUUUAUGUAUCAACUAAGAUUGUGUCUCUGUAGAUUUUUAGACCGCUGUUUGCCUGUACGAUGUUUUCUUAUUCUUUGAUUCUAUAAAGUGUCCUACAAAAAAGCAAAGUAAGCAUCACAAUGUAGCAUAAAACGCCAAAGCGUAAUACUCAUCAAAAAUGCUUGCCAAAAUAUAAAUUCACUGAAGUAUUUAGAAAGAAUUGUCAAUUACAAUUUGUGCUAGAGCAGACUGGAAAAGUUA